AUGUCGUACCGAAAACAUCAAAACGAGCGCAUCUGUCCGCCAGCAAAUAUUUAUGCCAGGGCCACCAAUUACAAAGUUCUGGAUAAUGGUAACCGUAUUGUGGGGGCAUGGAGCCCGGGGGGGGAGACGGUUGAUCCCAAAGCGCACUGGCUGCAGCUUUUCAUGAUGAUGGACACCGAGGGUAGUGGCGCUCGAAUCGAUGCGGAGUGCACAAACCCGCCAACUGCCUCGUCCAACUGGCUGUCCGCACGGGUGCCGCCAUCACCCCAUUCAAGUCCACCGGUGGAUCGCUGUUCAGCUCUGCGUCGUUCUAUCAGCAAUCGCUUCAUCUGUCUGACAGGAAAAUGUCAAAGGCGUGAUCCGCCCUGCAAAUACUUCCAUCCCCCACAACACCUUCGGGAACUCCUCCUUCAGAAUGGUCGAAACAAUUUAAUUUUGAAGAGCAUGCAGUUGCAGUUGCUGCAACAGCAAUUCGCACAAGGCGCAAUGCUGCCGGGUCUGUCGGCGGCGCUGGCGGCCACGGCGUCGCCCACGGUGCCCGUGACUGCGGCAACCCAUGGCUCUGCCGGCGACUCGCGGCUCGGCGCCGCGCCCGCAUCCCCCGCCGCCACCUCCGCGGCCGCCUCCAUCACCUCCACGGGCAAGCUGCUUUAUCCGCCCACGCCAUCGUUGAACCUGGCUGCACCUGGAAUGGCAGCUGCAUACUCUUUGUUGCUAGCCCAAGUGUUCACACCAAAAUCAGCAGUUAUCGACCCCAUCUACGCGAACCUCUAUGCGACGGGCGAAGCGACGCAGCAGGUCACUCGAAAACGUCCUGCAAAUUGCAUAAAUGAGCCUGUAUUUGCUGCGCUCUAUCAGUCACCGUUCCUCGGUUAUAACCUGCAACUUGACCCGCAGUAUCUGGCUGAGCAGUCUGCCGCUGCCGCCCAAUUGGGCGUCGGACUCUCUCCUUAUCUGACGCCGACGCAGCUGAAUUCAAUGGCAGCCGCAGCUGCAACGGCUGCGGCUCUGAAGGCGGUGCCCCCAACGGUCUCGUUGGCCAGCGGCGCGGCGAACGGAGGGGCAGGGGGGCUGUCAGCGGCCCACAUGGCAGCGAUGGCUGCCGCGGCCGCAGCUGCGGUCACUCCAAUGGCGGCGCCAGGCACCCCUGCGAAGCGGCCGGCCCUCACCGACGCCAAGUCGGGCCUGCCCAUGUUCGACUGCGGGCAGGGCCUCUACGCACUGCAGCCGCAGGGACACCUGCCUACAAAGACUCCAGCGACUUCGUCUUCUGUCACCCAGAAUAAUGGAGCAGCACAAGAGAGCGGUGGACAGUCGGAAGCGGAGGGUCAACAAGCUCAGGUCGGUACGGUCGGACAAUACUAUCCGGAAACGUACAUUGAAAUUCCCCAGUACGGUUACAAAUAG
Molecule: messenger RNA, 1407 nt
Organism: Mesocestoides corti
Lineage: Eukaryota; Metazoa; Platyhelminthes; Cestoda; Cyclophyllidea; Mesocestoididae
Source: the annotation of a GenBank genome assembly